This is a messenger RNA of Nerophis lumbriciformis (worm pipefish), 2657 nucleotides long. Lineage: Eukaryota; Metazoa; Chordata; Actinopteri; Syngnathiformes; Syngnathidae. The record is from RefSeq and is a predicted model, not a curated record.
GUGUGUGUGUGUGUGUGUGUCGCCCCCCGGUGGCCUUUUAGUGACAGUGCAGCGCUGAAAGUGAAACCAGUGGGCGGGAGGCAAGUGGUGAGAACGUGUUGGGACAAGUUGCGAUUCUGAGCAGCCAGUCCCACGUGCUCAAUAGUGACGUCAUAAUAAAACACAAAUAACUUGUAAUCCAAAAAAAAGCUUGUCAAUGAGAAAAAACUAGUACCUAAGAAUAAAGCAAUAGUGGCGCCCUCUGCUGGACACGUGUGCAAGACCAAUGAUCAUUGAUUACUAAUUGACUAAAUAAUUGACGUUUGAGUCAAGUGUUUAUACAACGUCUGUGUGUUUUUCUUUUUAUCUUUUUUGCAAAACUUCCUAAAGUAGUAUGAGCGCUAAAAAGGGCGUAAAAGUCAAGAUAAUAAUACAGACAGGAAGUUACGUCACAUUCAAUGCAAUGCAACAUUUUAAUAUUGACACUGCUUCUCUUCUUUUUUAGGAAUAUUCAUUUAUUAAACAUUGCCUGCAGUACAAUAAACGGCCUCAGUUUGUACAUUGAGAAUAUCAAAACUUAAAAUACUUGUAUAAACGUGGCGUAUUGUUAUUGUUUCAAACGAUAUCAGUCACGUGAUGAGGAGUUUUAUACUGAAGUAGGGCGGAAGUCGAGGCGGUUCAAGCUUUUAUUUGUGAGUGGGGCAAACCGGAAAUGGCGUCUCCUGGUGGUGAAAGCAGGUGCCAUCGCCACGGAUAAAGUGACAAACAAACGUCUUCGGAGGACGGUACUUCUGGUUGGACUCGCAGGCACGCGUCUGCGCCUGCGCCGCCAUGACGAGGCUGUCGGCGGCCGCCUUGAGGCUGACGCACGCCUCGGUGUGGUGGUCGGCCUGAGUCAGGUUGUGCUGCAACGCCUCCGCCAGCUCUGAGGACACAUGAUGACAAGCACGCUUCUGCAGAAUGUUCUAAGGCAGGGGUCCCCAAACUACGGCCCGCGGGCCAGAUACGGCCCGCCUGCAUCCAAAAUCCGGCCUGCGGGUAGUCCCGACUAAAAGUAGACCUGGCCUGCUGGACUGGACUAAACGGACUCGGCACGGAGGGGUUCUCACCAGACUGGGCUGGCACCGGAGCGGCUCAAGUUGACAGGAAUCACAUCCUGACAUGCCUUUUGGAGGCGGAGCUUAGGACAUGGCCGCUGAAGGCCAUUUGAUAACAUCAGAUGCCAGCAGCUGUCAGUCAAAGCCAGCUCCUGGCGGCAGCGGGCCGAGCCCUUCAGGUCCGGAGACGUGGACCACACCACGAUGACCACCAGCGAGACGACGGACCACAGCGCCAACAGCGCCAGCGCCACCUUGGUGCAGCUCCCCGACGACUUGGACGGCGUCGCCAUGACGAUGAGCGGUCCGCAUGGAGCUGGAGGGGGCGUGGCUUCCAGCUCCGGCUGAAAAUCGGGAGAUUUUCGGGAGAAUAUUUGUCCCGGGAGGUUUUCGGGAGAGGCGCUGAAUUUCGGGAGUCUCCCGGAAAAUUCGGGAGGGUUGGCAAGUAUGCUUCUACACACAUUUAUGUACACAUCAUUAAAAUGAUUCUCUCUUCAGUGUUAAUACAUGAGUGGGCCCCGGGCCCCUCCUGAAGUCUAAAAGGUUAGGGAACCCUUGGUUUAGUUUGUUUAUAUUCAAAAUGUCUCAUGUUUGAAAAAGACCAAAGUAUGAAAAAAAGCAUUAGUCCUUUUAGUUUUGUUAGUCCGCCCUCUGCUGGAGCUCAGGAGAACUGCAUGAAUGACUAAUUCUGACAAAUUCUUCUUUAAUGAAUGAUAGAGGCUUUUGGCUCCGCCCCCUUAUUUGGCCACACCCUCGGCUCACCUUUCAUCCCGCCUGUGUAUAGAAUAUGUUUAACGUCUUCAUCAGUCUAAGACAAAACAACACUUCCUGUUUCCUGUUUUUCUCCUCUCCAUCGUCACGCUCCGACGAGGAAGGGACGCUCUUUCAACGGACUGCAACACAGACGGCACGCUUUUGGCUGGUGAAGGUCAGAAAGUUCUAUUGACUUUUUAAAUAGGGCCGAGCGCUACAUCGUGGUUGUGAGGAAGAGAAAGUAAGGCUGACUGACCUCUGGCCCCGACGCCACCACCAUGGACACGCCCCUCGUCCUGCUGCCGCUGCUACUGUGGUUGUCCAGCGCGCACACGGGCCGACACGGCGCCGCGGUCUUUAGUGACGAGACCCGGCUGAUAGUGGACGUGGAUGAGGACCCAGGUUCUGGUCCCUCCAUUGACAUUCUGGCCCCCAUCCCAUUCGCCAGCGGUCCACAACCUCGCCGCCUGCUGGUCUGCAUCGUCAGCGUGUCGGGCCCGUCGCCGCCCGACGUCCUGUGGUGGGUGGACGACGCGCUAGUGACGUCUGCAGGUGCGCUGCAGUCGACACGGGCAGGGCCAGGCGGCGGACACAGCACCUCCUCGGUGUGGGAGGUGUCCCAGUGGCGGUCCGGCUCGUCGUACUGGUGCGGGACGGUCCAGGGAGGACGGGUUUACCGGCGGAGGCUGUGCUCCCAACAAGAAGCAGGCUGAAGAAGCCCACUCACAGGAAAAAGUACGGGCUUCUGGCCAACUCGGACUCGUUCGAGAUGGAGGCGGUGGAGAGCGACGAGGACAACACAUUGUACGACGCUCGCAGCCUGCGCAG